Molecule: messenger RNA, 9374 nt
Organism: Oncorhynchus masou masou (cherry salmon)
Lineage: Eukaryota; Metazoa; Chordata; Actinopteri; Salmoniformes; Salmonidae
Product: SUMO-specific isopeptidase USPL1-like
Exons: 8
Coding region: 3283-7950 (1555 amino acids)
Biological process (GO): protein desumoylation; Cajal body organization
Cellular component (GO): Cajal body
Molecular function (GO): SUMO binding
Source: RefSeq, a predicted model, not a curated record
GGGGGGAGCACUGAGAUAUACAUGAAAGGGGGAUUGUUUUUCAGAGAUUUGUAGUACCUACCCCACCGCCCGCCCUCUCACCUCUGUACACUGAGAACCCCCAUACCCCAAAGAACCCCCCUCUCCAUUUCAUGUUUCUCCUUCUAUAAAUUCAAAUCAAAAAGAGAUGCUGAAGGUGAUGUGGAUAACAAAAGAUGACAUACUGUGGUUGCAUUAGUACAGCAAUUAUUAUUAGUAGUAUUCAUAUUAGUACAGCAAUUAUUAGUAUCAGUAUUCAUAUUAGUACAGCAAUUAUUCACAUUAUGAUGACCAUGUAAACUUAUAUUAUUAUCAAAUCUAUUAAAUAGAUUGGACCUCUACUCCACAAUGUCUGCUGUGUGUUGCAGGCAACUGUGCUGAAUCUGCUGUUCUUCUUGAUUUCAAUCAAAAUGUACCAGUCUCAUAGAGGAAGAUAGAGGACUCAUCCUUGUGUCUGUGACAGAAUUGUUAUUAUUAUUAUUUGUUUUAUUUAUUUCACCUUUAUUUAACCAGGUAGGCUAGUUGAGAACAAGUUCUCAUUUACAACUGCGACCUGGCCAAGAUAAAGCACAGCAGUUCGACACAUACAACAACACAGAGUUACACAUGGAAUAAACAAACAUACAGUCAAUAAUACAGUAGAAAAAAGAAAAGUCUAUAUACAGUGAGUGCAAAUGAGGUAAGAUAAGGGAGGUAAGGCAAUAAAUAGGCCAUGGUGGCGAAGUAAUUACAAUAUAGCAAUUAAACACUGGAAUGGUAGACGAAUGUACAAGUAGAGAUACUGGGGUGCAAAGGAGCAAGAUAAAUAAAUAAAUACAGUAUGGGGAGGAUGUAGUUGGAUGGGCUGUUUACAGAUGGGCUAUGUACAGGUGCAGUGAUCUGUGAGCUGCUCUGACAGCUAGUGCUUAAAGUUGGAGAGGGAGAUACGAGUCUCCAGCGCCAGUGAUUUUUGCAGUUCGUUCCAGUCAUUGGCAGCAAAGAACUGGAAGGAAAGGCGGACAAAGGAGGAAUUGGCUUUGGGGGUGACCAGUGAGAUAUACCUGCUGUAGCGAGUGCUACGGGUGGGUGCUGCUAUGGUGACCAGUGAGCUGAGAUAAGGCGGGGCUUUACCUAACAGAGACUUAUAGAUGACCUGGGGCCAGUGGGUUUGGCGACGAGAAUGAAGCGAGGGCCAGCCAACAAGAGCAUACAGGUCGCAGUGGUGUGUAGUAUAUGGGGCUUUGGUGACAAACGUAUGGCACUGUGAUAGACUGCAUCUAAUUUGUUGAGUUGAGUGUUGGAGGCUAUUUUAUAGAUGACAUCGCCGAAGUCGAGGAUCGGUAGGAUGGUCAGUUUUACAAGGGUAUCUUUGGCAGCAUGAGUUGCUUUGUUGCGAAAUAGGAAGCCGAUUUUAGAUUUAAUUUUGGAUUGGAGAUGCUUAAAUGUGAGUCUGGAAGGAGAGUUUACAGUAUAGCCAAUGGGCAGUACCAUUGAGACAAUCCAUUCUGAAGUAAUCAAUUUUCUUUUUCACGAUUGUCGGAUCCUUCCUGAUGUCCCGGUUGGACAUGGAUCAGCCAAUGAAGUUAGAAGUCCCACCCAGUUGAAUAUAUUAAAAUGCUGGAAAUCCUCAGUGGCACCGCCCAUGAUAAAUAGCUUUUUUGCCACUAGAGGCCUCUAUCCUUAUCUAUGACCAGUCUAGCCAGUAAGGUGUUAUACAUUGUGUAACCGUUGGGGGGUGGUACAUCAACGUCUUUUUCCCCGUUUGAAAGAAAGGUGAAAGCUUGCUACACAACCAGCGCCAGCAAUUUUCAUUAGCUACCACAGCCACAAAGUCAUAAACCCCGCCCAUUUUCUACAAUUUGUCUUCUUAAAAUCUGAUUUCCAACCUCACCUCCACCUCAUUUUUAAACGUAUGCCUAAAAAAAUAAAAAAAAUGAAGACCAAAUUUGUAGCUUUUCAUGAAUUUUCUACAAUGCAGACAAUUUUGACUUUGUGUGUUCCUUAUCUAGUGGAACGCCCCCAACCGGAAACACAACGUUUCGAACCGAAAGAGCGGUGCACAUGGAAAAACACCGGGGACACGAGCUGAUGACUUAAAUUCAGAUGGAUUAUUGGAAUCAUAUUAAUCUCUAAAUUGGAUAUAAUAAGCGCUUUACUGAGGUAUGUUAAAAUAUUAGCAAGGUUUGAGGUCUAGCGUUUUUUCAAACUGCUAGCUAGCAUGGCAUUGCUAACAACUAGCAAAAACCGCACCACGUUAUAGCUAACGUUACUAUUUUUUUUCACAGCAAGAUUAAAUCACAUUCCCUGCAUUGUCAUAUCAACUGUGUUACGGACAUUAGUAUGAACGAUUAUGGGUGUAUAACGUUUAGCGAUUAAUUUAGCUAACUUCGUUAGAUAUCCAAACGUAAUGCCAACGUUUUGCUGCAUGUGUACUUUGCCAAUGUACUGUCUGUCAGCGUAACAAUUGUUAACUUUGACGAAGAGACCAGCAUCUGCGUUAAACCCUUCUGACUCCCAGAAAGCUCCGACUCAAACUCCCAUUCACUCGCUCUGCAAGCGUUAUAAUGGCAAAAUGCGUUCAUUGAAUUUUGCUGAGAAACUACCUUCAUUUACUCCCGUUAUGGCCGGUAUAAAAAAGGCUUAAGUAAAUUGGUUCAAUAAAAAUAUGAUCUCAAAUACCUUUUCAGUAUAUCCUGUUACUAUCAUCCGUAAAAUAUAUUUUCAAAUCAACUGGUCCUGGUUAUUAAGCAUGAUCAACAGUACAACUAUAAAACUCGAAUAACCAAAAUAACUUCGCUCAUUGGUUUAUUAUUAUAACGCCUAUGAAUCGGAGCAUUCUGGACUUUAGAGGUCCCUAACGUAAAGAUACUGGUUGAACUAGGUAACUACUUAAUCAUGAAACCAUAUAUUCUACCCCUGAGAGACCGUUCUUAGCUACACUAAUCUUCAGUUCUGGUGGCUAGAAUAGGGCUGUGUAGUCAUUAGUGUGCACAUCUGAAUAAAUAUGGUAGUCAAUUGCAGGUGUCUUGUCAGUAGGCCAGAGUUCCAUUGGCUGACAUGGGUUCAUUCUCUGACUCUUCUUCUUUAGAUACAUACAUCUCUUGGUAACAUGCCACUACUCACUGUACCUAACAUCUUCUGCUUUGUUGUUGUCCCUCCCCCAUAGCCUACCAUGCUGAGGUGGUGAGACUGGGUGGUCACAGUGAUAUGGUAAUGUAAAGUGAAUGACGCAGGACACUGACAGUACUGGCUACAACAACAAGAAACAGCAGUGGUUUGCCUGUGAUGAGUGGCGACGGCACUGGUUUGGGGGCCCCUGGCCCGCUAGCAGGGUAUUGGGAAAAAAUCCAGGAACGCUCAGCUUUGUUGGAGACCUGUCCAUGGUGUGCUGCUAAAGGACAGUCUCUGGCCCUGCGCUCCUACAGGAUCAACUCCCAGGAGUUCAUCACUCUCUGCACUGACCCACAGUGCCUGUUUCCCUUGGUCUCUCGUCCUUUGGAGGAUGUCCUGGCCAGCCUCGUACCCCCUCUACACCAAACUCAGACAGGGAGCAACAGGAAGAGUCCCUGCGAGUUGGAGAACGGAGACCCUGUACCUUCCCCCAAACAUGCAGGAUCGGUGGAGUCCGAAGUGGCCGAGGACGCCGUAUCACAGAGUGGAGCUCCAUCAGUCAGCGGCAUCACCAACAAACUCAACGGGGAAGAAGAGUGCUUUAAUGGGAAGAAGGAGAGAAUCCGCCAAUCAGAACACACCAACAUGGAUGUGGUGAAUAAAACCCUCAAACACACACUUCCUGAGACUGAGAGGGGACGGGCCAACGCAUAUCACAAGGGUUCUGGUUGGUCGAUGCCAGAAGAAAUGGACCAGGAACUCCUAGAAGAGGAACAAGAUGGUGUCUUUCGCCCAGAGGACGGUACACCAACUAUAGACGAGGGUUUUCCUCUCCAAAAGAAGACUUUAUCCGUCUUACAGGUGGCCGUUUCUGCUGUAGAGUCUGAAGGUGCACAAAAGGAGGUUCUCUCUACUUUACAGGAGGCUGUAUUUGCCCGAGAAAAUACUUUUUCUGCCCCGCUAUUAGCCAUUUCUCUCCCAGAGAAGAUUUCACGUCCCUUACAUGUGGCCGUUUCUGCCUCACCGUCUGCCCCAGAGAAACCCUUGGCCAAGGCUGCCUUAGUGGAGGUUGUCCCUACCUUCGAGGACACAGUGUCUCUCUUAGAGGCUCUGACUGCCCCAGGGGAAGUUACACAAUCACGUCAGAAGGUUCACCCUCCCUUACAAAGGACUGUCAAGGUUGUGUCUGCACCAGAGGAGGUUGGUUCUGCGCCAGAGGAGGUUGCCAUGGCUCCACCUGCCAUGGAAGCUGUCCUGGUGUUGCAGGAUGCUCUGACUGUCUUAGGGAAUGCUUCACCUGGCAUAAAGGAGGGUGAGGAAGAGGAGUGUUUAAUCGAGGAGGAAGAAGUGGCUAUACUUGUGGCUUUGGAGGAUGUCCCUGCCUCAGAAGAGGUUGAGAAGGCUCUACCUGCCUUGGUGGAGGCUGUCCCUGCUUUAGAGAAAGAUGAGGAGGUGGCUACACCUGCCUUGAUGGAUAAUGAGUGCAGAGAGGAUGAUCUGUCUGUUUUUGACGAGGAAGAGUGCUCCCCAGAGGUGAUGUGUAGGCCCUGUAGUGUGGACCUCAGUAAGAGCAAAGUGCCUGUUGAAGUUCAUGAUGAUGAUGAUGAUGAUGGUCCUAUCAAAGCUAGAAGAAGAGCUCAGAACACCCGGCAACUAAUCAGUAGCGAGGACGAGAUGACCGGUGAAACCAUGGAAACAGCACGGGAAGGAAGCGUCACUGAGGAAGUGGAAAUCGUGCCAUCCCCGCCAAAAAAGAAAAUGGGCCGGCCGAGAAAGACUCCUAUUAUUAAAUACACGCAGGUAGUGGUGCCCAACUUUGACCCGGAAGUGAUCUCGACUGAUGAGUUUGUUCCGGUUCCCGGGCCUCACCUAUUCUGGAGGAAUGAGCAUAGCCUGUGUUGGCUGGACACCUUGCUGGUAGCGCUGGUCCACCUUCACACCCUGAGGGACAGAUGGCCCACCAAGAGGCCCACUGUAGGUCAACCUGUCUGGGACCUGUGUGAGAGUUACAACCGGGCCUGUGGUCUCAUCACAGCCUACCAACACACUGACGCAGAUGGUGUUGUCAGAGUGCCCUCUGCGGUGUUACAGAGGGUCCAAACUGAGAUGCAAGCCAUCAGGAUGUCCAUCUUUAGACUGCUGGAGCCGCUACUGAAAUGUAAACUGGGUCAGAAUGAGACACCUGUGUUUGCCCUGCCCCUCCUCCUCAAGGCUGACUCCUGGGCAGAACCCCUCUUCCAGCACGCUUAUGAGUGGCAGUUCGAGUGUAUCUCAGCAACUUGUCAACAUGCCACCAACACCAAAUGUAAGAAGACCCUCACCACUUUCACCAAGGUGCUUUCCGAUUGGCACCCUCUCAACGCAGCCCACCAAUCACGUUGCAGCAAGUGUAAUAAGAGGAAGCAGACCAGGAUGUUGGUGCUGGAGAGGGUGUCUCCUGUGUUUGUGCUGCACUUUGUAGAAGGUCUUCCUGACAACGACCUCUGCGUGUACUCCUUCACCUUCCAGCAGCAGGAAUACACCGUCACCACAGUCAUACAGUAUGACCAGCAACUCAAGCACUUUGUCACCUGGAUACGCAGAACUGACGGAUCGUGGUUGGAGUUUGACGAUCUGAAGCACCCUAACUGUGUCUCCCACACCCAGUUGGUGGUCCCUCCUAGAGAAAUCCAUGUUGUCUUCUGGGAGUUGAAGACCGACAGACCGGACAACCCACAGACACCCUGCUCUCUCCCUGUAUCCCUGACAAGCACUUUACUGAUACACAAAGAACUACUGCAACCUCCCUUAGCCAAAUUCUUUGUCAACAAUGAAUCUCAAGACAUCGCUCAGUCGGUCUCUGAUGAUGCGGACACUGACAUGGACACAAACAUAACUGCUGGCUAUAUUGAUAACGAUAUGGACACAACGUUAACGAAUAACGUUAACGCUCCCAUCGCCAUCGGUUCCACCAGUGUGCUUCAAGGCGCACCGGUUCAAUCCUGUUACCACAACCUCUCUCUCCCCCUCCUUCACAACGACACAGCCAUUGUCGAGGCACUGACUGUGUCUGACGAUACCGACAACGACAUCAUGGACACCACGGUAACCUCCGGUAAAGCUGGCAACUCGUCUAUCAGUAGCACCACACUGCUUGACACUUUCGAGGGCCUCUCCCACGAUGACGUUGUCACCCUGACGCUCGUAGAGGUCAAAGUUGGCUCUGAUGGGAGGCCGUUGGACGACAACGAUGUCUCCCUGGCUCCCAGGCAAAAUGGAAACCUCAGUCCUCCUCUACCUGCUCCUACACCUGAGGCUGAGAACCCUGCACCUGCCCAUGAAAUGCCCCCUGAAACAGAUGUUGUCGUCAUCAAAAGGCCAUCGUCCCCUGAUACUGCCGGUGGGUUUCUCCUUGACAGCAGUGACGGUCCUUCUGAGCCCGACUCUGAAAAGCCCACACCACCUAGUCCUCCCAGGCUCAGAAGGGGCAGAAGCUCCAGCAAUAAAGCCAAAAUGAUGGCAUCCAACACUCCAGUUGCACCAGCAGCUAAGGUGGUCACAACAACACCACCAAGAACAGCUACACCAAUGGCACUUCCUGGAAAGUGUGGUGGAAUAAUCCUGCCCUCAGUUGUAUCUAUGAUGUCACCGUCGUAUGUGGAACCCAGCACCCCAGCACCAGAGGCCCCUACUCCUCCUUCUCCCCCACCCCACUCCAAACCCGCUACUACCUCCACCUCUCUGCAGAGCAAACCCGGCCUUCCUCCACCCCCGGACCCCAACUCUCGCUGGUCCUACCUGCUUAGCCUCCACCCCACCUCCAUCCCCAAUCCCCCAAGACCAACCAGUCACUUCAAACACUCAACACCCAACCGGUUCCAGCAGCUUUCACAUAGCUGGCAGACCCCAAGGAUGGCUCCCCCCAACCCAGACGCCAGGUUGAAGAAGCCUCCGCCUCCGCCUCUACCCAAACCCAAGCUAAGUAAGGUGGACAACGAGGCCCUGCCGGUGAAGGCUGCCGAGAUGUAUGGAGGGUUCCAGGCCAGAAGCAGGAUCGUAAAUAUAAACAUGAACAGCCCCUCCAAGACUUCAUCUCCCACCCAGCUUCUCUCUCAAAGAACUGACCCUCAAAAUUGCGCCUGGAAGAUAACAAGUCAACCUCCUGCUCUCGUCUCGCGAAAACCCCUUAUCAACCACACCACUUCAGCAGUGCCUAUUGUUACCUCACUUCCUCCCUCUCCAGGAGUCACGGAGAUCCCUAAAACCUCUUCCUCCAGGAAACACAGCCCCGGCGGUCAGGUCAGUGAGACCGAUGCCCUCCGGUACAAGCUGCUGAAGAAGCUGAAAGCCAAGAAGAAGAAACUAGAGAAGCUGAAUCAGAUGCUGGGUUACCAGGGGGGUGCGGGAGGACGGGGGGAAGUAACCUGCACACCAGACAUCACUGAUCGGAGUCCCUCCCACACCGUGAGCUCUAGUACCUCUGUCUACGACAGCCCCGCAUAUGACCAGUUCUUUGCUGACCUUCUGUCGCCGGCGACGACCACCAGCAACCUGUCGCCGGCGACGACCACCAGCAACCUAUCGCCGGACAGCACGGGUUUGCUGGAGAUGCUGACCACCAAUGGGCAAGAAGGGGGCGGGGACUUGGCGUGUGGGGGGAAUGGUAUUAGUGGAGCCUCACAGGUGGGGACUCCUGUGAUCUUGCAUCCGGCCAAUCACGGUGUAGUAGUGCCACAGCCUGGUCUAGCCGAGCCAAUCACGACCUCUGGUGAGAACUUCCUGGAAGAGUUCAUAUCAGGGUCGGCCAAUCAGCAGACGGAGAUGGAGACUGAUACCCUUAGUGCUCUCGACCUGUUCUUUUAGGCACGUUAACUACAGGUCUAGGAUCUGCUAACAACUCUUACCCAACCCCUAAGCUUAAACGUUGGGGGAAAUGCAAAGCUUACCUCAGAUCAGUGGCCAAGGCUACGUCUCAAAUGGCAUGCUAAUCCCUAUAUAUAGAGCCUCUGGUCAAAAGUUGCACCAUAGAGAUCCUAUUAAAUUAAACUAUUCUAAUUCCUAAUUAUAUGAGUAGUGCACUCUAAAGGGAGUAGUGUGCCAUUUUGGAUGCAGUCAGACAGUUUCUCGUAGAAACUGCAUGCUACUAUUCCUUUCAGUCGGGAGAGUGUGUGUGUGUGUGUGUGUGUGUGCUUGGCAUCAAUGGGUUGUUCUGUUCUGGGUAGCAUGUGUUACAUGAAGCGGAAUCAAACUGCCAUUUUAAAGAGAGAGUUCACCUAAAUUACAAAGUGACAUAUUGGUUUUCUUACCCUGGAGGCAGUCAAUGGACAAGGUACGAUGGCGAUCCAUGCUUUGGUUUAGUUUCCCUGCCACUGUUUCCACGUUUUAGCAUUUGUGGCACAAAUCCCAUUCAAAUCAUGGGACUGAUUUAUUAUUUUUUACUCAUCCUGUUCAAAUCAUAUUUAAGUGACUUUGUUUAGAUUCACAAUGAAUUUUAGAUCAUUUUGGAUGUUUAGGACAGGAUGCAUGAAAAAUGCUAAUAUCGGUCCCUUGGAUGGGAUUUCUGAUACAAAUACUAAAACGUUAGCAUAUGGAAACAAUGCCAGGGAAACUUAACCAAAGCAUGGAUUGCUGUCAUCCAUAGACCUGCUUACAGGGUAAGGAAACCAAUGCAUCAUUUUGUCAUUUGGGUGAACUGUCCCUGUAACUCUGGUAAGCACUCGGAUAUCGCUCAUGUUUUUUUUUUUGUGGUUUAUCAAGAAUGUUGAAGUUGAACAUGGAGUAAUGUUAAUACUCACUGAGGGUUUGUCCUAAAUGCCACCCUAUUCCCUACGUAGUGUCCUGCUUUUGACUAUGGUCUAUAGGGAUCUGAUCAAAAGUAGUGUACUUUUUUUUAAAGGGAAUAAUAAGGUGCCAUUUGUGAUGGAACCAUAGUACUUACAGGUUCUGAGGCUUUAAGGGAGAUUCAAAAUGGAGGUUGUUUCAGAGUGUUCUGGAAAGUUAAUAGACCCAAUUAUUUGAUCCUGCUUUGCGAAAAAAAAACUCCUGAAGACAACUGUAUGCUGUUUUUGUUUGCUUUUUAUUUUUAUUUUAGUUUGUCUGAAAUUACUUGAAAACUAGGGGAAAAAGCCUGACAUCUAGGAUAAAAAUAUGUUUGUGUUUUAAAGGGUGGUUCGAACUCUUAUCUUUUGAAUGUAUUUUUUGUAAUAAAAAACUGUGACAGAGUUCUAAAAUGUUGUACUGAAUCAGAUACUGUAUGUAAUUCUAAUAAAAUAUUAUUUACAUGGAUA